Molecule: messenger RNA, 1695 nt
Organism: Menidia menidia (Atlantic silverside)
Lineage: Eukaryota; Metazoa; Chordata; Actinopteri; Atheriniformes; Atherinopsidae
Source: the annotation of a GenBank genome assembly
AUGAGCAGAAGGCAGUCAGCCGCUCAGACUGCUGCUGCCGCGGCUGCUAGUGUGCGUUUUACCGGCUCCAUCGAAGUUACCGCGUUCCUGCCGUCUCUCUCAGGACGCAUGACGCAGACGUGUUUUACCAUCAUGAGCUCUCAGGUGGGAACCUCUGGCAUAAGUGGCUCGAGCAGAGUUGGAGGUGGUGGAAAUGGGGAUGCUGGUGGAGAAACCAGCAACGGCGAGGGUCCGACUCUGAGCUCAAAAGCGGUGAGACCCAGGCUGAAGAGCACCGAUCCAGCCGGAGAGGGAAGGUCAAGUACCACGAAGCCCCUGGUGAGACCGGCCCUGCCUGGGAGAGAAGUAUUUAGAAAGACUUUGGCUGAAGAUGGAGGGUGGAGGGAAGGAAACCAAGACAGGGAUCAGGAGAGACCAAGGCCUGAACACUUGGAAAACAGAGAAAGGCGGAGAGAGAUUAGAAUCACUGAGACACGUGGAGAUGGAUCACACGAUGGAUACGGAAGAGGAAACGCUGGCAACUCACUUCUCAUGGAUUCGGACAUUCAAUUAAGCAACAGUUUGGGAGACGGAGAAGGAUUGAACAACCUGCAGAGAAGACAUGCUCAUCCCAGACUUCAGUUCCCUGGAUUUAUCCAAACCAUCACUUCCAAUUCAAACUCCCAGUCUCCUCGGCCUGCCAUUCAGAGCAGAUCCAGACCCGUGUCACCACAGAGACUUUCAUCCCGGGCAGCAGCAGAUGAUCUGCACGGCCAGUCAACCAAUUCCUCCAGAGAAGCAGAUCCAUUCUUCAUGGAGGUGAGAACUGGGGCAGCGUUUGGACAAUUGCCGCAAAGCCAGUAUCAGAAUCAAACAUACCGCAUCCCCCCUCUCACUCCCUCAGAGCCGGAGGCAGAGGAAGAUGAGGAAGAAGAGCAUGAAGAAGGGGACCAAGAAGGCAGCGGGGUGAUGGAGGUCAUGAGUCAAGCCAUAGCCUUAGCAGUGGUGCCACCCUGUAUUCCAUUCGGGGAGAGGAGGAUGAGUAAACGAGAGAAAAACAGGAUUAAAAGCCUGAGAAGGAGGCAGAGGAGAAGGGAGAAAUGGAGACAAAGUCAUCAUCAAGAGAGCAGACAGAGCGCAGCAGGGAACGCAGCCACCACCAGCAGCAGCAGCAGCAGUGAGGAUGACGAAGCUCUGAGCACUGGGGACAGAGAGGGCUUCAUCUGCGCCGUUUGCUUGGACGUGUACUUCAGCCCCUACAUGUGCCAUCCCUGCAACCAUAUUUUCUGUGAACCCUGUCUGAGGACGCUCGCAAAGAGCAACCCCACCAACACCCCCUGCCCGCUCUGCAGAACAAUCAUUACACACGUAUUCUUCCAAAAAGAGCUCAACCAAACUGCAAGAACAUUCUUCCCAAAGGAAUACCUCUCCCGGAAACAAAGCUUUCAGAAGGCAAGCUGCGCAAAAUGGCCUCUGCCAAGCUGCAGAAAGCUCUUUCGCAUAUUUGGAGGCUUCCAGAGGCAGUCCAGUCCCAUAGCCAGACGGCAGUUUCCUCACGGGGGAGGCUACCGCCUUGAUGCUAUGGAUUUUGAGGAUGAUUCUCGUGGCUGGCGAUUCGACAUGGACAUGGUCAUUAUCUACAUCUACUCGGUCAACUGGAUCAUUGGCUUUUUCGUUUUCUGCUUUCUUUGCUAUGUCUUCUUCCCCUCAUUUUGA